This is a messenger RNA of Puntigrus tetrazona (Sumatra barb), 1432 nucleotides long. It is a transcript of the gene adh5, whose product is annotated as alcohol dehydrogenase 5. Lineage: Eukaryota; Metazoa; Chordata; Actinopteri; Cypriniformes; Cyprinidae. Gene Ontology annotation, cellular component: cytosol. The record is from RefSeq and is a predicted model, not a curated record. The transcript is spliced from 9 exons. Bases 120 to 1250 code for a protein of 376 amino acids. Gene Ontology annotation, molecular function: zinc ion binding; S-(hydroxymethyl)glutathione dehydrogenase [NAD(P)+] activity. Gene Ontology annotation, biological process: formaldehyde catabolic process.
UGAGAAAAACAACGAACUUUGCUCGAGCGUAGUCACAUCGUGGUCUCUCAUUGGUUAAAGAAAGAGGUCUUCAGUUUGCUACACCCCUCCUUCCUUUCCUCUCGUGGUGGAAGAAAGUCAUGGACACGACUGGGAAAGUGAUCAAAUGCAAGGCUGCUGUGGCCUGGGAGGCCGGUAAGCCUCUUUCCAUCGAGGAAGUAGAAGUUGCUCCACCUAAGGCCCAUGAAGUUCGAGUGAAGAUUCACGCUACAGGUGUGUGUCACACGGACGCCUACACGCUGAGUGGAAGUGACCCGGAGGGCUUGUUUCCUGUCAUCCUAGGUCACGAGGGGGCAGGCACCGUUGAGAGUGUUGGCGAAGGGGUCAGCAAAUUCAAACCAGGUGAUACUGUUAUCCCGCUGUAUGUACCCCAAUGUGGAGAAUGCAAGUUUUGCAAAAAUCCUAAAACCAACCUGUGUCAGAAAAUCAGGGUGACCCAAGGUCAGGGUCUGAUGCCUGAUAAGACCUCCAGGUUCACAUGUAAAGGAAAGCAGCUUUUCCACUUCAUGGGUACUAGCACCUUCUCCGAAUACACAGUGGUAGCUGAAAUCUCUCUGGCCAAAGUGAAUGACAAGGCCCCCCUGGACAAAGUGUGUCUGCUGGGCUGUGGCAUCUCCACUGGAUACGGAGCUGCCAUCAAUACCGCUAAGGUUGAGGCCGGCUCUACGUGUGCUGUGUUCGGUUUGGGAGCAGUUGGGCUUGCGGUCAUAAUGGGCUGCAAGUCAGUCGGCGCCACCAGGAUCAUCGGCAUUGACAUCAACCCAGACAAGUUUGAAACUGCCAAGAAGUUCGGGGCCACCGAGUUUGUGAACCCCAAGGACCACAGCAAGCCCAUUCAGGAGGUGCUGGUGGAGCUGACAGAUGGAGGAGUUGACUACUCCUUCGAAUGCAUUGGCAACGUCGGCAUUAUGAGAGCUGCUCUUGAGGCUUGUCAUAAAGGCUGGGGAACCAGUGUCAUCAUUGGUGUGGCAGGAGCAGGGCAAGAAAUCUCUACCCGUCCCUUUCAGCUCGUCACAGGGCGUACAUGGAAAGGCACAGCUUUUGGUGGUUGGAAGAGUGUGGAGAGUGUUCCUAAGCUAGUGAAUGACUACAUGAAUAAGAAGAUAAUGGUGGAUGAGUUUGUCACUCACACGUUGCCCUUUGCCCAGAUCAAUGAGUCCUUUGACCUGAUGCACGCCGGGAAGAGUGUCCGAGCCGUCCUGCAGCUUUGAGCCUCGAGUUGAACGCGAGUCCUAACUCCCUUGCCCUGCCGUAAAACAAACAUACUAAUCAUUAACACCAUUGUAUCAAUAGUUACUGGGCCGGCUGUUGUGUCACAGGUUUUUUUCUGAGAAUGGUUAUUUGUGUGAAGAGUUCCGGUUACACACUGAAUAAAUGUGAUUACCAAACACAA